AUGGCUGACAUUUUUAACUCCUCACUCACCUGGGCAACAGUUCCCACCUACCCGAAAAAUGCCACCAUCAUUCCAGUCCCAAAGCGCUCUACAGCGACUGGUCUAACUGACUAUCGGCCAGGUCCACUAAUGCCUCCCCCCUCACUGAUGCUUGACAGAGCCGAUGCAGGCUGGAAUGAGAUGUGCAACUGGCCCAGAUAUGACAGAGAAACAGACAACGCUGAGGUCUUCUGCCCAUCCCUCCUGGAUAUUCGACAUGUUGUUGGCAAUCUCAAUGCCUUUGAUUAUGGUGGACAGAAAACUUUACCCCCGCUCCUGUCAGGAGUUCCAGCUCAUCUCCUCCGGGCACCUGUGCUGCCCCUCCGGCGGAAACGUCGUCGUUACCGCGGUAAACGUGGAGGACAGCUGGUGAAACUAAAGAUCUGCCUGGCCCGUUCUACGUCCAUUUCUCAGACAAGAAAUGGAUUAUUUCCGUCUUUCUCUGUGCCUUGGCGGUUUCUGGAUCCUGUUGACAGCUACCUGCUACCUGUCACCGGCCUGGAUGCGGGCGUUCGCCCCCACCACUCCUGCUUCUCUCGGCUCCACCGGCGUGGAGUGAACCUGCAGAGCCUGAAGACGCUGCACAGGGCCCUAGCGCCCGUCAGGUUACAUGCUGUGGUUUCUGCCAGGAUUGGCCUGGUGAACACCAGAUCUCUGACAAACAAAACUUUCAUCCUGCGGGACUUUUUCAGUUCCCGUCAUUUGGAUUUGCUCUGCAUCACAGAGACCUGGGUUGAGGCUGAUGACUCCAGUGUUUUUGUUGAACUUCUACCAGACGGCUGCUCUUAUCUAAGCUCCCCUCGGAUGUCAGGCCGUGGAGGAGGAACGGCAGUGGUUUAUAAAAACAACUUUAAAUGCAAGCAAUGCUCUGCACCAUCUUCAUUCUCCAGCUUCGAGGUGACUUUAUUUGAGGUGGGUCGCUCACACGCCGUGCUGUGCGCUGUCAUCUACAGAACCCCUAAAUAUAAUAAGGAUUUCUUGAAUGACUUUUCUGAUUUCCUGACUGGAAUAAUGAUAAACUAUGAUCGAGUGCUUAUUGUUGGGGAUUUUAACAUACAUGUAUGCUGCCCAGAGAAACCACUGGUGAAGGACUUUCUCAGCCUCACUGACUCAUUUAACCUGGUUCAGUGGGUGGCUGGUCCCACACAUGAAUAUGGACACACGUUGGACCUGGUUCUCUCUCACGGCUUGUCUGUGAACGACCUGGAACUAUAUGAUAAUGUGAUUUCUGACCAUAGGCCUGUUUUAUUUGAUGUUGAGGAUGUAGUCGGCCAUAUUAGACCAUCAGGUUCUCCUCGUGACCUUGUCCCCCCUCGUCUUUUAAAAGAGGUAUUUUCCAGCAUCAGGCAGAUGAUUCUUGCCGUUAUCAAUAGCAGUCUGUCCUCAGGUGUUGUCCCAAUAAGUUUUAAACAUGCUGUGGUGCAGCCCCUGCUUAAAAAGCCUAGCCUAGACCAAACUGUCUUGGCUAAUUUUAGGCCCAUCUCCAAGCUGCCUUUUAUUUAAAAAAUUUUAGAAAAAAUUGUAUAUUCACAGGUCAAAUGUUUUCUGGAUGAGCACAAUAUCCUGGAGGUUUUUCAGUCUGUCUUCAAAACUCACCACAGCACAGAAUCAGCUCUAGUCAGAGUUUUUAAUGAUAUUUUUAUGGCUACUGAUUCUGGUGAACAUGUGGUUCUUGUCCUGCUCGACCUAACAGCUGCCUUUGAUACCGUGGACCAUAACAUUUUAAUAUCACGCUUACAGCGCCAAGUGGGUAUUUGUGGUACUGCACUGAGCUGGUUUAGGUCCUAUCUGGCAGACAGAACCAUGUCUGUCAACAUAGCUGGGUCUGAAUCCUCCACUGCUCCUCUGUGUUUUGGGGUUCCACAGGGCUCUAUUUUAGGUCCCCUGCUUUUCUCCCUUUACCUGCUUCCAUUGGGAUCAAUCCUUAGAAAGCAUGGGAUCUUUUUUCAUUGUUACGCUGACGACAGUCAGAUCUAUAUGCCACUUAAAAAGAAAGAUGCCCCCUCAAUUAGGCCACUUCUGUUGUGUCUUGAAGACAUCAAAGCCUGGAUGUCUUUAAACUUCUUAAAUUUCAAUGAAAAGAAAACAGAAGUGAUGGUGUUUGAUCCUAGUGGCUCUUGUGAACCUUGCCCUGUUGAUCUGGGCCCUCUGGCACCACAUGUAAAGAAAACUAUUUCUAACUUGGGUUUUAAAAUGGACAGUGAUUUUAAAUUAGAGUCCCAGAUUGGAGCGGUGGUCAAGACCAGUUUUUAUCACCUCAGACAGCUGGCUAAGGUAAAGACCAUCCUUACAAAACAGCAGCUGGAAACAGUAAUCCAUGCCUUCGUCACCUCUCGGCUGGAUUACUGUAACGCUCUUUACCUUGGAGUUAACCAGUCCUCCCUCAGACGCCUCCAGUUGGUCCAGAACGCUGCUGCUUGGCUUCUAACUGGAGUUCAAAAAAGGGAGCACAUCACCCCCACUCUGGCUUCACUCCACUGGCUGCCUGUUCAUUUUAGAGUUCAUUUUAAGAUUAUUUUAUUUGUUUUUAAAAGUUUAAAUGGUCUUGCUCCAUCCUACCUCUCUGAGCUGCUUCACCCAUACUCUCCUGCUCGGUGCCUCAGAUCAGCUGAUCAGCUGCUCCUGGAGGUGCCGAGGUCUAAGCGGAGGCUCAGAGGGGACAGAGCUUUUUCUGUUGCUGCUCCAAGACUGUGGAAUGAUCUCCCUCUUCCCAUCAGACAAGCCCCUUCACUGUCCAGUUUUAAAACUCUUUUAAAAACACAUUUUUACUCCCUGGCU
Messenger RNA from Nematolebias whitei (Rio pearlfish), 2817 nucleotides. RefSeq lists its product as uncharacterized. The record is from RefSeq and is a predicted model, not a curated record. Lineage: Eukaryota; Metazoa; Chordata; Actinopteri; Cyprinodontiformes; Rivulidae. The annotation marks the transcript as partial. Gene Ontology annotation, molecular function: catalytic activity. The transcript is spliced from 4 exons.